Messenger RNA from Callorhinus ursinus (northern fur seal), 1474 nucleotides. It is a transcript of the gene CIMIP2A, whose product is annotated as ciliary microtubule inner protein 2A. The record is from RefSeq and is a predicted model, not a curated record. NCBI's taxonomy places the organism in Eukaryota, Metazoa, Chordata, Mammalia, Carnivora, Otariidae. Gene Ontology annotation, cellular component: nucleus.
UAGCCAGCCAUGGACACCCCCUGCCUCAGUUGCCAGGGACUCCCUGGGGAAGGAGCAUUGUCCAGCCCCGGAGGGGCUGCUACAGUGGGCCCCUCAGAGAGACCCCUGCCCUGGCCAGCCAGAUCUCUCCCAUCCAACACUGACCCUGCCUGGCCUGGGGAGGCACUCCGGAUGGAUGGAAGGAGGGACAGAUAGAAACCUGCUUCAGGAAACACGUGUUUCAUUAGGAUACUACUACGAUGGCUGACAUCCCACAGAUGUCCUCAGCUGGAUGCCCGUCGCUUCCUUCAGACGGGAGCCUGUGAGCAGAAGCGGCCCGUCCAAGUAGGCAACUGGGACUCCUCUGAGGGGAGGGAGGCAGACGCUGGAAGGGGCUGGGGCCACCAAAGGUGCUGUUGAGGCCAGAUGACAGCUACUCAGAAACACAACCUCUUCACGCCAGAACCUCACUAUAUCCCUGGCUAUGCCGGAUUCUAUCCGCAGCUGCGCUACCAGGUGGGGGACACCUAUGGGCGCACCACAGCACAGCUGCUCACAGACCCCAGCGUGCAGAAGAGCCCCUGCUCUGUGCUGUCCCCCAUAUCCAAGCCCAAGUUCAUCGAGGACUUCAGCAAGUCCAAGCCACCUCCGAUCCCCCACCGUGACCUGACUGAGCCCUACGUCCCCCACUACACGGGUCUGAAGCCCUACAAGAACUUUGAGAUCCUGGGCCAGUUCCCACCCCGGAAAGUGGAUGCCCAAAGCGGGCGGCCGGGGGUAGAGAAUGUAUCCAGGCAGGUCCUGCUGCCUGUGGGCUUCAUGCCCUACCCUCCCUACCCCCCGUGCCCACCAGGCAGGAAGGGGGACUCCAGAGACUUCGGACACCCAGGCCUGCGGCUGGCAUAUGGGGAGGAGGGCUGGAGGAGCACCACCCCCGUCCGUGAGGCCCCUGGGCGGGACCAGCUGUACCAUUGCAGGAGGGAUGAAUACCCACCCCCAGCUCAGCAGCAGGAGACACUAGAUGUGGGCAGGUUCCACAGGCUGCCCCAGCUCGACCACCCCAACCUGAUCCAACGCAAAGCCAUCUCAGGCUACGCUGGCUUUGUCCCUCGGUUUGCCUGGGUGAUGGGGGUGAAUUACCGCGACGGUGUCACACAGGCUAUGGAUGAGUUUGACAAAAACCAGUUCCUCUUCAGAAACCCCAUCUGUGCCCUGGGUGAGAGGCUGCCCAAAACACACUGGCCUAGCAACACCAUCUACAACAGCCAGGGCCUGAUACCUUUCUACAUGGGGUUCAUACCAUCCACGCAGGACAACUAUGCGCUGACGUUUGGCAACAGUACCCGCAAAGCAUAUCAAAAGGAACUGCAAAGACGACACCAGACACUAUGAAAAUGCUUUAAUGGUGGCGUCUGUACAGCAUGUGACGUCAAGACAGGAAGGAAAGCAAGUGCACACAGAGAACAGGUUGUGAGUGAAUAAAGAGUUCACACAG